Messenger RNA from Dovyalis caffra, 1170 nucleotides. Lineage: Eukaryota; Viridiplantae; Streptophyta; Magnoliopsida; Malpighiales; Salicaceae. The record is from the annotation of a GenBank genome assembly.
AUGGCCAGUAAGCCUCAUUACAAGUCUUUCAAAUUCAUUGACAACUCUCAGGAGAUAAGAGGAUUAAAAGGGGAUAAGAGGACUGCUUCAGAACUACGUAGACAGAAGGGACAAGCAGUGGCCAGCAACCAACCAGGAGUAGAUGCUUGUAUGGCUUGGGUGAAUCCUGUACGUGGAGGAGAAUAUCCUACGAGCCUCAGUGAAUUGGAAGAAAGUAAAGGAAGAAGGAAGGUUUAUAUUAAAAGCAAUGUGAUGCAUUCUGAUAUGCCAGAAAUGGUCGCUUUGUUUCAAGACAGUAGUUAUCAUUUUGUGAAGGACAUUUUCAUGGAUGGAGAAGUUCACUGGAAGGAUAAUUGUUCCUUCGAAAAUUGCCAAUUGGACCAUAAUAUUAUCUCAUCCAUGCUUAACUUUGAUGUAGAAAGUAGCAGCACAUCAACCGUCGGAACUCAGGACUCAGUUCCAUCCAUUUCAAAUGAGUCCAAAUUUAUGGCAGAUGAUGACUGCCAUAAUCACGUGAUUAAUCAACAUGGGUCAUGGAUGAAAGAUUUUGAUGGACAAGAAGAUGUUCUGUUAGAAAAGAACGUACAUCGACCUCAUAUGGUUAUAGAGGAAUUAUGGGUUCCAAGUAAGGAAGCAGUACUGCCAAACUCCUUUGUAUUAUCCACAACUAAAGCAGUUUAUUAUGACUGCCCUACGAGUGCAGCCAAUUUCAGAAGUGAGGUGGACAGUACAAUAAGCAACAUGGAGGCAGAUUUUGAACAGACCAUUGAAACUAAAAGUAUGUCCAAGCCUGAAGAUUGGAUGUCAGGAAGCGUAACAAGUUCAAGUCGAAGUAUUGUUAGUGAAAAUGUUCAAGGAGAGUCCAGUUGCUCUGUAGUUGAUCCCCCUCCAGCCCUGACCAUAAACUCAGCUCCAGAAUUAUAUUGUGGAAGUGUCUCUCUUGCUUCAAGCGGAAGCACUGCCAGCUCGCAUUCUGCUUUUGCUCGCCCUUGUGUAGAUUGCCCUCGGAAUGGGCUGGCAGUCCUGAAAGAAUGGCAAGCGCUGACCGAAGACAAUUUAAAAGGCAUCAACGCUGGAGGAUGCGUGUUCUUUGCUUCUUUGGCAGAUCAUUUGCGGGCGAGUUUAUCCUUAGUGAGCUACAGGCGAAGCGAGUUAAGAGAAGAGAAUUAG